Messenger RNA from Rotaria sordida, 678 nucleotides. NCBI's taxonomy places the organism in Eukaryota, Metazoa, Rotifera, Eurotatoria, Philodinida, Philodinidae. The record is from the annotation of a GenBank genome assembly.
AUGGCAACAUUGCAUAAUAAUUUGGGUCUUCUUUAUUAUCGUCGUGGUGAUUAUGGGGAUGCGCGAGAACAUCUUAUGACAGCUACGCAGCUUAUUGAUGACAGUCAUCGUAACUGGCAAAUUCAAACAAUAUUUGAAAUUGCAUGUCAUCUUGCAAUAAUAAUAUUUAAUGAUGGAUAUUUUACAUUAGGAGAUCUUUUCAACAACAUCUGUGGUUAUCGUGGUCACUACACCGACCAAGCAAUGAUUCACUUCGACAACACUCGUCUUCAUACAGAAUCAAAAGAAAAUAAUAGAAAAAGAAGAAAAGAAGCUGGUCGUGAUGUACAAAAAAAUGUUGAUAAUGAUCAAACAAAUAGUAAUAAUGCAUCUGGUGAUGAUGAUUAUAAAACAAUAGAUAGUGAUGAAGAAGCAGAUGAUGAUUACAAUGAAACAAAUCCCGGUGAUCAAGCAACAUUUGAAGAUAAUGAUACAACAACAGAAGGUAAUGAAUGUUCCACUGAUGAUCAUGAUUCAACAUCCAGUAGUGAUAAUUCAUCAACUGAUAAUGAUGAUAAAACAAUUCUUAGUCCUGAUACAGCAACAAAAAAAGAUGUUGAAAAGAAUGAUGAAACUAGUGAUGACGAAUAUGGUUAUUAUAAUCCAAAAGACAGAAGAAGGUGGAAAGAAGAAGAAUAA